Lycium ferocissimum is the source of this 3442-nucleotide messenger RNA. Its product is annotated as TPR repeat-containing thioredoxin TTL1-like. The transcript is spliced from 7 exons. Gene Ontology annotation, cellular component: cytoplasm. Lineage: Eukaryota; Viridiplantae; Streptophyta; Magnoliopsida; Solanales; Solanaceae. Bases 443 to 2731 code for a protein of 762 amino acids. The record is from RefSeq and is a predicted model, not a curated record. Gene Ontology annotation, molecular function: protein binding.
UCUUGUUUUUCUUGUUACUGGUACUUGCCUUACAGUUCAAUAAUCCUCUAAUAUUGUUAAACCCUUUAACCCAAUUUGCAAAUUACAUAAAUACCCAGUUCAAGAUUGAAGCUCUAUUAGACUCAAUUUGCAAUUACAGAAAUAUCCACUUCAAGAUUGAAGCUCAAAUAGACUCAAUUUACAUAUUCUAGAAAUACCCAGUUCAAGAUUUGAAGCAUUGAAUCCUCCAACAUUGUUAAACUCUUAGCCCAAUUUUACAAAUUACAGAAAUAGCCACUUCAAGAUUGAGUAUCUUCAAACCCAUUUUCUUGUUAUUGGUUCUUAUCUUAUAGUUCAAUCCUCUAACAUUUCUACAAUUACAGAUAAACCCAGUUCAAGAUUGAGAAAGAUACAUUGCUGUAUUUUGUACAAAAAAUUACAAAUUUGAGGGGUUUUUAGUGAAAUGUCGGGUCAUAAAAAGCCCGAUUUUGAUUCUUUAGCUGAUCGGUUGAGAAACUCGUUAAGUUGUAAUGAAGAAAAGACCGAUAAUAAACCCGAUUUUCGUGAAUUGGAUCUGGGUUCACCCGUUUCACCAUUAUUGACCCGAAUUAGUGGGUUAAGUUCAACUACUACUACUACUACGAGUAGUAGUUCUAGUUCAUCUGGAUCGGGUUCGGGUCGGGUUCUAUCUUGUUCGGGUCAAAGAAAGUCCGAUUCAAGUCAUUCAGGUGAGCUUUCAGGUUCUUCUGGAUCAAUAUCGGUUCGAAAUGUGUCUUAUUCGGGUCAAAGAAAGUCUGAUUCGGGUCACUCAGGUGAGCUUUCAGGUUCUUGUGGAUCAAUAUCGGGUCGAAAUGUGUCUUAUUCGGGUCCAAGAAAAUCCGAUUCAAGUCAUUCUGGUGAGCUUUCGGGUUCAUCUGGAUCAGUUUCGGGUCGGAAUGUGUCUUAUUCGGGUCAUUCCGGUGAGAUUUCGGGUCCGGGUCAUGCCCGACCCGAUUCAGGAACCAGCUCCGUUACCUCACCGGUCGUAAAUGCGCUUCCUACAGGUAAUAUUUGCCGGUCUGGUAAUGUUGUGAAAACCGGUAUGGCUAGUAAACCUAAAAGAACCGAUGUUGUCGGGUCAGGAACGGGUAAUUAUGGCCACGGUAGCAUAAUGCGUGGCGGGCCCGGUCCCCGUGUUGCCUCUCCAAACAGGCCCGGGCCCAGCAUUGCCUCUCCGAACAGGCCUGGGCCCGGCAUUGCAUCUCCGAAAUCCAGUGGGCCCGGGCCCUGUGGCGUUUCCGGUGGAUUAAUGGUUGGAGGAGGGGAGGCAGUAAAAAGAGGAAUAUUGAGAAAUGAUCCGGAGGAGUUGAAGAGAAUAGGGAAUGAGAAUUACAAGAAGGGUAAUUUUGUUGAAGCUUUGAAUCUUUAUGAUAAAGCUAUAGCGAUUUCGCCGGGCAAUGCUGCAUUGCAUUGUAAUCGAGCUGCUGCGUUGAUUGGUCUGAAGAGAUUAGGGGAAGCAGUGAGGGAAUGUGAAGAAGCGAUUCGGUUGGAUCCAUCGUAUGUUAGAGCACACCAACGGUUAGGAUCUUUGUUACUUAGUUUAGGACAGGUCGAAAGUGCAAGGAGUCACUUUUUUUCCCUUGGUCAUAAGCCAGAUCAAGCCGAGUUACAGAAGUUGCAAGCAGUGGAGAAACAUAUCAGUGAAUGCACUGCUGCCCGGAAACUUGGAGAUUGGACGAGUACAUUAAAAGAAGCCGAGGCAGCAACUGCUGGAGCCGAGGCAUCUCCUCAGCUAUUUGCAUGUAGAGCGGAAGCUUAUUUGAAGCUACACCAAUUAGAGGAUGCGGAAUUGUGCCUAUCUAAAGUUGGGAAGUAUGAACCAUCUGCAGCAGCAAGCCAGUCAAAGAUUUUUGGGAUGCUCGCUGAAGCAUACAUAUUCUUUGUUCAAGCUCAGAUUGAGAUGGCUCUUGGAAGGUUUGAAAAUGCACUUACCGCCAUUGAGAGAGCUGCACAAGUUGACCCUCGAAGUGCUGAAGUUUCUCUUUUACUAAAAAACGUGAGGCUGGUGGGGCGAGCUCGAGCUCGUGGCAACGAUUUAUUUAAAUCUGAAAGAUAUACAGAAGCUUGUGCUGCUUAUGGUGAAGGGCUCGGGCUUGGUUCUUUGAAUCCAGUUCUCUACUGCAAUAGAGCAGCUUGCUGGUAUAAACUCGAACAGUGGGAAAAAUCUCUGGAUGAUUGCAACCAAGCUCUCCUUAUUCAGCCAAAUUAUACUAAAGCUCUUCUUCGAAGAGCUGCCUCAAAUGCCAAGCUAGAAAGAUGGGCUGAAGCGGUGAGAGAUUACGAGGUUUUACGGAGGGAACUUCCAUAUGACAAUGAGGUUGCUGAAUCAUUAUUCCAUGCCCAAGUUGCAUUGAAAAAGUCACGCGGAGAAGAUGUAAGCAAUAUGAAAUUUGGUGGGGAGGUGGAGUUGGUUUCAGGUCUUGAGCAGUUCCGGGCUGCGAUUUCGUCAUCCGGUGCAUCUGUGGUCCAUUUUAAAGCAGCAUCCAACCUACAAUGCAAGCAGAUAUCCCCAUUCUUGGACACCUUAUGCACCAAAUUUCCUUUAAUAAGUUUUCUCAAGGUGGAUGUGGAAGAGAGCCCAGCGAUCGCUACAGCAGAGAACGUUAGAACAGUACCAACAUUUAAAAUUUACAAGAAUGGCAGCCGCGUGAAGGAGAUGGUUCGCCCUAGUCCAGAGGUGUUGGAGUCCUCGGUUAGGCAUUACAGUAUGUAAGAGCACAAUUGCCAUUUCGUUGUGCUUCUUUGCCUAUUACCUUGCAUUCUCUUGCCAUUCCAAUUACCUGAUUACUCCACUCCCAUCUAGAAAGAAUUUAUAUACAUAUACAUGUGACAUAAUCAGAGCUACCACAUAAUGCUUGUACAAUGAGCCGAUGCAGCCAUGCUUUUGUGGUCUUCAGAGGGAAAUGUAGUCUCUUUUUUUACCCUCAUUUAUUCAUUCAUUCAUUCCUCAUUUCUGUGUUCCGACUGCUUUUCCCGUCUCCGGUACUCUUCCAUUCUUUACUUUUUAAGAUUUUUAGCAUAAUCCAUCUGCAGUUGUGAGGAGUAGCAAACAUUGUAGAAUUGGUUGUAUGGAAAUGUAGCUGAACAGUUAGAAAGAAGAGAAGUAGCUGGACUCGCUGGAGUUAGAUAAGGAUCAUAGCAUGUAUAUAUGUGAUCAUAUACACAAACUAUUGAAGGCCAAGGAAGGGAUAUUAUUGGAUGUCUGGUGGGUAGUUACUGGAUUAGUGAAGAAGGAUGAAUAAUGAUGUAAUUUGAUAUGGAUGUUCCUUAGCUCUCAAUCAUUCUAUCAAUAAAAGUUUCAUUUUCCCCUAUUCCUUUGUCUUUUCUUGUCUAUUUUUUGCGUAUCAAUGGACGCGCAUUAGAAACUCGGUGAAUAAUGGGUUUGCCCCUCAAGUAGUUUAUAAGUGAUGUUUGGUUCUUGAUA